This is a messenger RNA of Papilio machaon (common yellow swallowtail), 1037 nucleotides long. It is a transcript of the gene Usf, whose product is annotated as upstream stimulatory factor 2. Gene Ontology annotation, molecular function: protein dimerization activity; DNA-binding transcription factor activity, RNA polymerase II-specific; RNA polymerase II cis-regulatory region sequence-specific DNA binding. The record is from RefSeq and is a predicted model, not a curated record. Bases 91 to 837 code for a protein of 248 amino acids. The transcript has 7 exons. Gene Ontology annotation, biological process: regulation of transcription by RNA polymerase II. NCBI's taxonomy places the organism in Eukaryota, Metazoa, Arthropoda, Insecta, Lepidoptera, Papilionidae.
UAAUCUGUAUUUAUUGUUUAUAGGCGCAUCACAUGACCAUUUAUUUGUCCCCGUGACCAAGUUGAGAAAAUUCAAAAAUAAUAACGCGCAAUGUCCAAAGUGGAAUUAAAGGUGGACGUAGAAGAAAAUUCACUUGAUAACAGUGCUGACAACGAAUUACUAGUGGUAAUGGAAGAUCCAAUUUACGAGGAUAGCAAAGACAACGUACAAUUAGUAUCGCCGAGCUUUUUAGACAACAACGAAGAAGAAAAUAAUACGCCCUACAAUUUUCGCGACUUGUCUGGUGCAGUAACUUACAAACUAGUCCAUAUGACCGGAGAAAAAAGUAACAAUAAUAUGGCAUCUCAUUCACCAGCACAUGUAAUUCCUAAUGGUGAAUUUUUUGUAAUAACCAAUUCUGACGAGGUGUUCACAACUGCGCCAGCUCAAAAGAAAGCAAUAAGAAGGCAACCAUUGCAAACAAAAGCAGUCACUACUGCUAAGAAACGGGAUGACAAGAGACGCGCGACACACAACGAGGUUGAACGACGGCGUCGGGAUAAAAUCAACAGUUGGAUCACAAAAUUGGCAGCUCUAGUCCCCAACUCAGGUCUACCUGAUGCCGCAAGUAAAGGCGGAAUACUGGCUAAAGCAUGUGAUCAUAUAACAGACCUAACGGAGAAACAAAAAAGGUUGGAAAAAUUAGAAGUGGACAAUGAUAAACUUGUAUUAGAAAUAUUGAGACUGAAUCAAGAGCUGACGAAAUUGAGGGAAGAAAAUACUUCAAUGCGGCAACAAUUGGCUGAGAACUGCCAAGUGCCGCAAACUUACCAUAGACCAAGAGGGCAGAAGUCUUAGUUCAUGGUAUACAGUGAAUGAACUUGAACAAAUUGUAAUUUGUGCAUGAACAAGGUGCUGUUUUAAUGCUUAGUGAGGUAUGUGACUAUAUUUAGGGAAAAAAUAACUUGUAAAUUCUGUUUUUCAUGUUUUGGUUUUUUUAUUUUCAUUCUUUGUUGAAAUUAAUAUGUAAAUUGAUGAUAGAUGUAACUAUUGGGUCU